AUGACUGCGGUUGAAAUGGGUACGGUCAACAGCCGUCCGCUGGUCCAGAUUUUCGAAGAAAUCGGGCCCGACCGUUGGGAAGACCGUGAACCUGAUUUGAAUAUUUUGGAGUCCAGGCCGGAGGCCAACUUUCUCGUCCUUCUCUCCAACGAAUUCAGAGAAUAUGCGAAAGAACACAUGCCCGAGUUCAAAAACAAAUUCCUUGAUGAAUUCUGGCCGGUGCUAGAGGACGACAUUAACGGGUCCUUCCACUGUGAAUAUAACGACUCGAAUGCUAGAGUCACACCAGCAGUUACCUGGUCGUGUUUCAAAAUCAAAGAAGUCAAAACAGCGGGAGAGUACAAAUGGAAGCAGCCUGCCAUACACGUGGAUUGGAAUGCAGACACCGGACGACACGUUGUGCACGUCAUCGAACCGCCGUUGCAGAGGCCCAGCGAAUUCCUUCCCAGGAUUCCGCCCGCCGAAGAACGACGAUGUAAUCCAUUCUCCUGGCAUGCAGCGUUUGCGCGGAUGGUGCUCGAGCAGUAUGAUAGGGCGUUUUGGCUGUUGAGAGACUUGGUGCGAAAGCAGGAGAAGGAACGAUCAGAGUCAGCACAUAAGCCGAACGAUUUUCCCCAUCUGCAUGACAUCCUGCGGCAUCUUUUCCACUAUGAAGAAACGAUCGAGGUGGCGCAACAUACGUUGCGGAUGAUGGCGGCUGAAAAAGAUCGUUGGCGUAACGAAGACGAGGAAGACAUUCGGCAAAACCUAGGAAUAUGGAUUAAGACCCGUCAGCGUAUCCUGCACGAGGAAAAGAGAGCACAUUCGUUAAAAACUCGGUCGAAGUCGUUGAAUGACCGGCAUCGAAAUGAGAUUAACCUGGUAACACAUCUAGCUCAACAAGUGAGUAUGGUGUAUUUGCCAGGGACGUUUGUAUCUGGCCUCUUCGGCACCAAUUUCUUCAGCUUUCAAGCUGACCCGGGCAAUACAUGGCUCAUGGCUGACGAGUUCUGGCUCUACUGGGCAGUGACGCUGCCCUUAACCUUCGCCACGGUGGUCAUCUGGGCGAUCUGGCACUGGCAGGACAAAUUCGUCUUCUUGCGGAAUAAAGCGCAGGGUCAAAGGUCGAAUACAUCUGCUGGUUUCACCAAUUCCAGGGGCAAUCUUGAGUCCAAUGAUAGACCGAACAUUACUUUUUUGAGAAGGAUGACCACCGCACUUGGAUGGGGGGAGGGUGUGCAGCGAGUAGAGACGGUGUGA
Aspergillus nidulans FGSC A4 is the source of this 1239-nucleotide messenger RNA. RefSeq lists its product as uncharacterized. Gene Ontology annotation, biological process: metal ion transport; transmembrane transport. Lineage: Eukaryota; Fungi; Ascomycota; Eurotiomycetes; Eurotiales; Aspergillaceae. Bases 1 to 1239 code for a protein of 412 amino acids. The record is from RefSeq and is a predicted model, not a curated record. The transcript has 8 exons. Gene Ontology annotation, molecular function: metal ion transmembrane transporter activity. Gene Ontology annotation, cellular component: membrane.